CUUAAGAGUGCGAGGGCUGUUGCUGAAUCCAGGGUUUCUGGUAGUCGCACUUUACAGUUUCACUAACACCCCAGCUGUCCAACAUUCUCUUGUCGCUGUUUCCGCUUCAGCUUAGUCUACCCUUAUCGCACACUGUUGCUGUGAAGAUGCUCCACGAAACGUGCGUGCUUGUGCUUGGCCUUGUGGCUGCUGCGUCUGCGUUGGAGUCGACCUAUACAGGACCGAUGUUCAACCCCUCAGAGGCACCGUACUUUGACUACAGCUCUCUCGUCAUCCCAACACAGACCACCCUUCCUGCCAUCCAACCCACGGCCGAGUUCAGCAUGGCGACCACAAUAUCUGGAAUCAUACUGCCAACCACACCGCUUUCGCGUUCUUCCACACUUGUGUCCCAAGCUUCCAGUCACUCUUCGAGCCAUUCGGUUUCGUCCACAGCAUCAGUAAGCUCAUCGGUAUCUUCGAGUGCAUCAAGGAACUCCGCAGCUACCUCGGCAUCGACAUCUGCUCCUGCACAGCAGAGCACUGCCGCUGCCGUUGCGAACCGUGCCGGCGUCGUGGGUGUUGUUGCUGGAGGAUUGCUCGCCGGGCUGGUACUGGCUUGAACUGGAGGGAACUGCUCUUGUGAGGUGGAUGAAUAGCAUGGAGUACCGGAAUGGAAUAAUCAAUUGUGCAUGAGAUCAAAAUCGGCUGCGAAGGGGAUACUCAAUAUGCCACAUCAAAUUGAACGACGGACGUAGGAAAGGCGUCAACCAAAUUUGUGUAUAUAGUUCAAUUCGACUUAAAAGCUUGCCCUUUAAUAAUAAUAUGCAACACGUGCG
Molecule: messenger RNA, 818 nt
Organism: Didymella exigua CBS 183.55
Lineage: Eukaryota; Fungi; Ascomycota; Dothideomycetes; Pleosporales; Didymellaceae
Exons: 2
Coding region: 147-602 (151 amino acids)
Source: RefSeq, a predicted model, not a curated record